Paramecium tetraurelia is the source of this 2169-nucleotide messenger RNA. RefSeq lists its product as uncharacterized. NCBI's taxonomy places the organism in Eukaryota, Ciliophora, Oligohymenophorea, Peniculida, Parameciidae. Gene Ontology annotation, molecular function: ATP binding; DNA helicase activity; damaged DNA binding. Gene Ontology annotation, cellular component: nucleus. The transcript has 2 exons. The record is from RefSeq and is a predicted model, not a curated record. Gene Ontology annotation, biological process: transcription by RNA polymerase II; positive regulation of mitotic recombination; nucleotide-excision repair.
AUGAAAUUUGUAAUCGAUGAUCUUGAAGUCAUUUUCCCAUACAAAUUUCUAUAUAAAGAAUAGUUAGAGUAUAUGCAAGCACUCAAAUAAACUCUAGAUGAAAAGGGACAUGGAAUCUUGGAGAUGCCUACAGGAACAGGGAAAACAGUCUCAUUGCUAGCAUUGAUUAUUGCAUAUUUGGCAUAAAGACCUAACACUGUUAAAAAGUUGAUCUAUUGCACACGUACAGUUGUAGAAAUGGAAAAAACAUUAGAAGAAGUCAGAUUGGUUUUGAAAGCCAGAAAAGCUGAAGGUCUUAACGAUAAUUUUACUGCUGUCGGAUUGAGUUCAAGAAAAAAUCUAUGCAUCAAUCCAGAUGUGAUCAAUUAAAAAGACAGAGUUGACGCUGAAUGCAGAAAACGAACAGCUGAAUGGGUGAAAAGGGGAUAAAAUGAAACAUGCAUCUUUUAUGACAAUUAUGAAAAAUCCGGCAAAGAAACCAUUGCCAAUCUUCCUCAUGAUGUUUACAGCUUAAAUGAUUUACGUAAGAAUGGAGCUUAUUCUAUUCAAUGUCCCUACUUUACUGCUAGAGAAAUGGUCAAAAAGGCUAAUAUUGUAGUAUAUAAUUAUCUCUACUUGAUUGAUCCAACAGUUUCUUCAUAAUUAACAAAAGACUAAAUCAAAGAGAGUGUCGUUGUGUUCGAUGAGGCUCACAAUAUUGAUGAUGUCUGCAUUGAAGCCUAUACAGUGAGAUUGAAUAAGCCUAUUUUGGCUGAAGCAAUCAAUAAUCUCAAAGUUGUGGAGACUCAAAUUUAGAGUGAAACUAAUGAAAUCUAAAAUAGAUUGAAUGAAGAAUAUAAGAAAUUGAUUAAAAAUUUGGAAAAGAAACCAGAGGGAGAAUUGAAUCAAUUGGUUAUCCCUGGACAGAUUAGGAAAGCAAGAAAUUUCAUUGAUUUCAUGAAAAGAGUUAUCAAUUCACUUAGGAAGAAACUAAAGGAUAAUUCUGAGGCUUUAAAGACAUCACAUGCUAUAUUGCAUAACACUAAAGGGUUUACCGAAGAAAUUUAGAAGGAAGGAAAUUUAGAUAUUGAUUCUCUCAAAUAAUGUGGAGAAAGAUUAAAUCUAUUGUUGAAUACUUUGCAAAUUGCAGAAACUGAUAAGUUUAGACCACUUAGUUCAGUUGCGUAAUUUGUUAUGUAUUUAGUAUAAUAUCAGGAAGGGUUCAAAGUAAUAUUUCAAUCAAAUAACUACGAAGGGACAUUGAAUGAAAAAUUAAUGACUCUGGCUUGUUUUGAUAGUUCAUUGGCUAUGAAAAAUAUCUUUGCACAAUUUCAAUCUGUUAUUCUAACUUCAGGGACAAUGUCACCAAUUGAAAUUUAUCCUAAAAUCUUAGACUUUAAACCAGUUGUUGCUAAAUCUAUUGAUAUUGAAUUGACUCGUAAUUCCAUUCAACCUAUCAUUGUAACUAUGUCUGAGGAUGGAACUGAAUUGACAUCAGAAUUUACCUUAAGAAACAAUGAAGAUGUGUCUAGGAACUAUGGUAAUUUUCUGCUUGAAUUAUCUGAAAAUGUACCUGAUGGACUCAUUGUCUUUAUGCCUUCAUACAGUAGAAUGGAGGAGUGGGCAAGUAUUUGGAAUAAAUUUUCAAAAAAUAAAGUAUUGUUUAUAGAGUCGAAGGAUGUAGCUGAGACAUCAUAAAAAUUAUAACAAUAUCGUAAAUGUUGUGAUGUUGGUAGAGGAGCUGCUUUAUUUUCAAUUGCAAGAGGUAAGAUUGCAGAAGGUAUAGAUUUUGAGGGUCAUUAUGGGAGAUGUGUAGCUGUGAUUGGAUUUCCAGCGUUGAACAGUAAAGACACUUUGAUUUUGGAGAGAUGUAAAUUCUUAGAAGAGAAAUUUAAAAUAACAAAAAAUGAUUUUAUAGAAUUUGAUGCAAUGAGAUAAACAUGCUAAUGUUUGGGAAGAGUUCUAAGAGGUAAGCAAGAUUAUGGAAUUAUGAUUAUGGCUGAUAAGAGAUUUGCUUAGAAAAGUAAAUUACAAAAAAUGCCUAGGUGGAUUUAUAAAUAAUUGGACUAAUCUAGAUGUUUAAAUAUUACUAGUGAGACUGCUAUCACUGUAGUUCGAGAUUUCUUUAGAUAAAUGGCAUAACCUUUUAAAAUUGCAGAUAAUAGUUAUUUUACACAAGACACAUUAUGA